Molecule: messenger RNA, 563 nt
Organism: Paramecium sonneborni
Lineage: Eukaryota; Ciliophora; Oligohymenophorea; Peniculida; Parameciidae
Source: the annotation of a GenBank genome assembly
AUGAACUAUAAAUUAAGUAAAUAAUAAAAGGGAUUAGAGAUUAUCAAAUUUUUCUUAGCAAACACAAAAAUGACAAUAAUUGAUAAAAGAAAUCUUUUAAAAAUACAUAGUAAAUAAAGCUACUCAAAUUACUUUAAUACAAAUAUGUGAAAGUUUAAAAGAUCAAUUUUAGGUUCUUAAUACUGUUAUUUUUGGGGAUUAUAAUUUCUUUUACUAUUUAAAUAGAUAUACACAGGGGAACUUUAUAUUCAAAAAAUAAAAUUGGAAGAAAAGAGAAAAUUUCAUAAAUUAUAUAAUUAAGGGAUGCAUUUUAAAUUUUGAAAAAUAAAAGCAUUUUCUAUAGCUACUUGUAUAAAGAAUUUAUUGCAGAGAAUUAAGAUUGUUUAUAAAUGCUGAUUAAAAAUUAUAGAGUGAGAUUAUUGAUAAUAUAUUAAAUAAUUUUACCAAUCUAAUUAAUUUAAGGGUAUCUAUUAAUGCUUUUUUUUAAUCUUAAGACUUAAUUACCUUUGAUAUUUCGAUUAGUAAAUCUGUUUUAAGGAAUAAUAAAAAUGAUUUUAAAAUGA